AUGCGCUGCUCCACUCUCAGCCUCCUCUUCCUCCUCACGCAGGACUUCCUCCCCUGCCUUCAGGCAGAUGGGCUGACGAUCCCAAAGGCCAACCCUGGCCGGAAGAGGCAGAAGAGGGACUGGGUGAUCCCUCCAAUCAACUGCCCUGAGAAUGAGAGGGGGCCCUUCCCCAAGCUGCUGGUUCAGAUCAAAUCCAACAAGGACAAAGAAACCAAGGUUUUCUACAGCAUCACGGGGCAGGGCGCAGACACCCCCCCUGAGGGCGUCUUCAUCAUCGAAAGGGAGACGGGGUGGCUGAAGGUGACAAAGCCGCUGGACAGAGAAGACAUCAGCUACUACACGCUCUUUUCCCACGCUGUGUCUGCGAAUGGGCAGCCCGUGGAGGACCCCAUGGAGAUCAUCAUCACUGUGAGUGACCAGAACGACAACAAACCCCAGUUCACCCAGAGCGUCUUCACAGGCUCCAUAGAAGAAGGAGCCAAGCCAGGUACCUCCGUGAUGCAAGUGACAGCCACAGAUGCAGACGACAGUGUAAACUCCUACAAUGGGGUCAUUGCUUACUCCAUCCUGCAGCAGAUACCUGAAAAACCCCACAGCCAGAUGUUCACCAUCAACUCUGAGAAUGGCAUCAUCAGUGUGAUUGCAACUGGGCUGGACAGAGAGAUUGCCCCUCAAUACAGGCUGAUAGUGCAGGCUGCAGAUCUGCAGGGACAGGGGUACACAGCCUCCGCCACUGCUGUCAUCGAGGUGCAGGCCAGAAACGUGCCCGAGGCCCCUAGUGGCUCCCUGACCACCCACGUGUUGAACACUCUGACGGGCCAGCCCGCAACAGGCCUGGCCACGCACCUGUCCCAGCUCAAAGGCCCCGGGCUGCAAUGGAUGGAGCUGAUGAAGAGCUCUACCAAUGUGGAUGGGAACUGCUUGCUCUUCCAGGCUCCUGAGCAGGUGAAGGCUGGCACAUACAAGCUGCACUUCGACACUGGAGCUUACUGGCAGCAGCUGGGGUACACUAGCUUCUACCCCUAUGUGGAGGUUGUCUUCACGGUCACAGAGCAAACCCGGAAGCUGCACAUCCCUCUGCUGAUCAGCCCCUUCUCCUAUACCACCUACAAGGGGAGCUAGAGCACAAGGCAGAGCAGGUCGGCAUGGUGCAGGAACUAGUGUGUCCCCCCCCCCCGCUGGCCUAGCCUUGGCUCCAGAGAUGGGCCAGAGGAAGUGAGGUGAGGGAGGGCUCAGGAUGGGCUGUGCUAUUAAAGGGUUCUUCCAGCAGCACUUGCCUUAGCCUGACACACUCAGCCGCUCGUUAGCGAGCUCCGCAGAUCCGAGUGGUAAAACAGCCAUGGAGAUGGAUAGCUGUGUUCCAGGAAGGGCAGAGUGGCUCUGCUGCUCAGGGGCCCAGUUCUCCCUGCUGGUGAGCGCAGUCCCUCCAGAGCCAGCAGGGCUCAUCCCUCUUCCCGAGGCCAAGAGCUGUUGGCAUAUGGAGGAGAGCCAUGCAGGCCUCUGGGCUCCAGUCCCUGCCCAGUUGGGAGGCCUAUGGGUGCAGGACUGGCUGAGAACAGGCUGCAUGUGGAUGCCAUGGGUGUGGGUCUGGAGUGGCGACACCCCUCUACUUAUAGUGCUGUGGUACUCAGGGCCAGCUACCAGCUGUCUCUGGCUGGCACGUUCUCCAGGCAAAGGAACACUGGGCUCCAAAGGAAUGCUGAGG
Molecule: messenger RNA, 1705 nt
Organism: Dermochelys coriacea (leatherback sea turtle)
Lineage: Eukaryota; Metazoa; Chordata; Testudines; Dermochelyidae
Product: cadherin-1-like
Exons: 9
Coding region: 1-1122 (373 amino acids)
Biological process (GO): cell morphogenesis; cell-cell junction assembly; adherens junction organization
Cellular component (GO): catenin complex; adherens junction; plasma membrane
Molecular function (GO): calcium ion binding; hydroxyisourate hydrolase activity; cadherin binding
Source: RefSeq, a predicted model, not a curated record